Messenger RNA from Lachancea nothofagi CBS 11611, 1176 nucleotides. The record is from the annotation of a GenBank genome assembly. NCBI's taxonomy places the organism in Eukaryota, Fungi, Ascomycota, Saccharomycetes, Saccharomycetales, Saccharomycetaceae.
AUGGGUAUUUUCAUUCCACAUUCUAAGCUAGAGAACCUGUCGGCGUAUAAAUACCAAAGUGAAGAUCGCUCGCUAGUUACCAAGUAUGUGCUGAAGCCGUUCUGGGUCCGUUUCGUGAAGAUCUUCCCAUUGUGGAUGGCUCCGAACCUUGUGACGUUAUCCGGAUUAGGUUUUAUCAUCCUUAAUGUCCUGACAGUGUUGUAUUAUGAUCCGACUCUUUCUGAAGAGUCCCCUAGAUGGACAUACUUCACGUACGCGAUUGGUCUCUUUUUAUACCAGACUUUCGAUGCUUGUGACGGCCAGCACGCUCGUCGGACGGGUCAAAGUGGGCCAUUGGGUGAACUUUUUGAUCACUGCAUUGACUCUCUCAAUACCACACUGUCGAUGAUGGUUUUUUGUUCCGCCAUCGGCUCUGGGAUGAAAUUUAUGACCGUUCUGUCUCAGUUCGCGUUGCUCUGUAACUUUUAUCUCAGCACAUGGGAGGAGUACCACACCCACAAGUUAUUCUUGAGCGAGUUUUCGGGACCAGUAGAGGGAAUCCUCAUGAUUGUGGGCGCGUUCAUUCUCACAGGCAUUUUCGGGCCACAUGUCUUAUGGCACAAGUUAAUUGGGGAAUUCAAGUUGGGAAACAACCUGUUCAGGGUUGAAAGCAUACAUGUCGUCUACGCAUUAUGUAGUGUUGGCCUUGCUUUCAAUAUUUUGUCGUCGAGGAGAAACGUAGUCGAGCACUAUGAGAAAAAUAGCCAAAACACGAAAGAUGCACAAUCGAAGGUGAAAGUUGCUACCCUUGGGCUCGCACCAUUUUUCACGUACUUUGCAACAAUCUUUGUCUUGGUGACAAUCGACCCAGAAAUCAUUUCCUUACCUUUUAUUUUGUCUGUUGGACUGACAAUAGCUUUUACUGUGGGAAGAAUCAUCGUUUGUCAUUUAACUAUGCAGAGCUUCCCCAUGAUCAACCCACCAAUGCUGAUUCCCUUAUUGCAAUUUUUGUUAAAGACCCUGUUGGUGCGCGUUCUAAAAUACGAACGCCUGACUGUCUUGCCGGCGCUAAACUGGUUCGGUUUUGGCCUUGCCUUGGGGAUUCACGCCAUGUUUGUCACUGAAGUUAUUUACGAGUUUACCUCAUUUUUGGACAUCUAUGCUUUGUCUAUCAAGCAUCCAAAGAAAUCAGCUUGA